Topomyia yanbarensis is the source of this 1355-nucleotide messenger RNA. RefSeq names its product bifunctional peptidase and arginyl-hydroxylase JMJD5-like. Gene Ontology annotation, cellular component: nucleus. Bases 45 to 1295 code for a protein of 416 amino acids. Gene Ontology annotation, molecular function: histone H3K36 demethylase activity. The record is from RefSeq and is a predicted model, not a curated record. The transcript is spliced from 5 exons. NCBI's taxonomy places the organism in Eukaryota, Metazoa, Arthropoda, Insecta, Diptera, Culicidae.
UAAUGUUUUUGUAAACAAACCUUAUUCAUCAGCUGUUUACCGCUAUGAAUAUUCUUAAAGAGCUUCGGAUUUUGUUCCCUAGCAAGGAUUUUUUCUCCACGAUAUCAGCUAUAAAUUCCAAAAAACUUUUUCGUGAUGUAAUAAGAAUAGUGAUUGAGCCGUUUGUUAGCGAAGACGUUGAUGUUGAACGUUUGAUAGCUUCCGAAUUUGCGCGGUGUAAUCUUCUUCGGAUUGGCAUAGUUUAUGAUUUGGUACAUGGUAGUUUGCAUACUGGAGAAUGGCAUGCAGUCCCGACAGAAGAAAGAGAACUGUUCACAAUCUUAAGCUUUCUUAGGAUAAUCUACAUGGUACUUUACGUCAGAGAGAGUAACGAACUGCUAAGUGAUGCCACUUAUAUUGCUGAUAUAGGGCUAAUGUUGGGAUCCAGAGUUUUUGCAAACCCUAAUCAACCGGACUUAUGUCUGCUGACAGAAGUGGCCACUGUUUUGACGGAAGCGAAUGGAAAACACCGGAAUGAGCCUCCUUUGAAGCGUAUAAAAAUCUAUUCUGAUGAUAACAUACAUAUACAAUGCGAUAUUCCUGUUUUGUACUGUCCAACCAUGGAAUAUUUUGGCACUCACCACUACGACAAACAGGAACCAGUUCUACUUCGAGGUGUUAUUGACGAUUGGCCAGCAAUGCAAAAGUGGCAUGAUCCCAACUAUCUUAUCGAACUAGCAGGUGAAAGAACCGUACCGGUGGAGAUCGGAUCUCAGUACAGUAAUGAAGAUUGGUCGCAGGGUUUGGUGAAAUUCAAGGAUUUCCUAUUCGACAAUCUGGGAACACCAUCAUCAGGAGAUAAACCUCAAAAUUGCGGCAAACGGGCCUAUUUGGCGCAACAUGAGCUGUUCGACCAAAUCCCGAAACUGCGAUCGGACAUUUUCGUACCGGAUUAUAUCGGAAGAACUGAUCUGAGUCCACGCAUUAAGGCGUGGCUUGGUCCAGCAGGAACAAUAUCACCGUUGCACACCGAUCCUUGUCAUAAUUUGCUGUGUCAGGUUUUUGGCAGCAAAACAAUUAUGCUUGCAUCUCCCGCGGAUACACCGAAUGUUUACCCACACGAACAUUUCAUCCUAAACAACACCUCUCAAUUGGAUAUGAAGCACUUGGACUACUACCGAUAUCCGAAGGCCCGGACAGUUCGAUUCCGUCGGUUAGUGCUUCGUCGCGGGGAGGUCCUGUACAUCCCGCCAGGUUGGUGGCACUACGUGGAAUCGCUUGCACCUAGCUUUUCGGUGAGUUUUUGGUUUGAAUAAACCAGGUGGAUAGAGUCUGUUGAAUAAUUACACCAGAUCUGGACUGCUUCAGUUAACACC